Molecule: messenger RNA, 1804 nt
Organism: Macrosteles quadrilineatus (aster leafhopper)
Lineage: Eukaryota; Metazoa; Arthropoda; Insecta; Hemiptera; Cicadellidae
Gene: Task7
Product: two pore potassium channel protein sup-9
Exons: 7
Coding region: 100-1098 (332 amino acids)
Biological process (GO): stabilization of membrane potential; potassium ion transmembrane transport
Cellular component (GO): membrane
Molecular function (GO): potassium ion leak channel activity
Source: RefSeq, a predicted model, not a curated record
UGCGCGUGUUGCGUGUUGAAGCGACGUGAGAACAGCACUCCAGCCACGGUAGCGACAACAGCCGUUGGCGGCGAGGAGGAUGACAAUUAGUUGGUAAAGAUGAAGAAACAAAAUGUGCGCACACUGUCUCUGGUUGUUUGUACCUUUACCUAUCUGCUAGUAGGAGCAGCUGUCUUUGACUCUCUAGAGUCAGAGACAGAGCGUAAACGAUGGGAGUUCUUACAGGAUUUACGGGAUAAACUGUUGACAAAAUAUAAUAUAACUCAAGAAGACUACAAGAUGAUUGAAAUUGUCAUAAUAGAGAACAAACCGCACAAAGCUGGUCCUCAAUGGAAGUUUGCAGGGGCAUUCUACUUUGCCACGGUGGUGCUUGCAAUGAUAGGUUAUGGUCACUCCACUCCAGUCACCAUUGGAGGCAAGGCCUUCUGCAUGGUCUACGCCAUGGUAGGCAUUCCACUAGGACUGGUCAUGUUCCAGAGUAUUGGAGAACGUCUCAACAAGUUUGCCUCCGUAGUGAUCCGACGCGCCAAGAUGUACCUAAGAUGCUCUCAAACAGAAGCCACAGAGAUCAACCUGAUGAUGGCUACAGGCAUGUUAUCAUCUGUCAUCAUCACCACGGGGGCUGCUGUUUUCUCCCGCUACGAAGGGUGGAGUUACUUUGACAGCUUUUACUAUUGUUUUGUUACACUAACCACUAUUGGAUUUGGAGACUACGUAGCUCUCCAGAAUGACCAAGCCCUGAUUAACAAGCCAGGAUACGUGGCACUGAGCUUGGUGUUCAUCUUGUUUGGAUUGGCUAUUGUAGCUGCAAGCAUCAACUUGUUAGUGUUGCGCUUCAUGACAAUGAACGCGGAGGACGUGCGGCGUGAGGACAGUGAGAUGCAGUCAUCUUCACACCACGUCCUGACGCUGGACGGUGAAGUAUUGGCUCUCAAUGGCAAGCUACUGGCCGGCCACACCAACCCAGGCAUCAUAGACGAUGACUUUGACCAGAUCUCAGUCUGCUCCUGCAGUUGUUUGGGCCCUUCCAAACAUCCACCACACUUCGUCUCCUUCGACCCUCCACAUCCCUCCAUCAUAAAACGAGCUUCCGUUUAGCUAUAGUUGUGAACAAGAUACAUUGAAUCUUGAAUCUGAUGUUGUUGACACAAUGUCACACAGACAUUGUCGUCAACAUCAGAUUCAUAAUUUGGUAUGUACGAUAGGUACUAAUCCAUGGUACCUCCACGCAAUUCUAACUUUUUUGAAAUUUUAAUUUUUAAUGGUGAUUUUUCCAUAAAACCCAUAAAAUAACAGAAAAAUGUAAUCUUCUCAAAAAUGAGCCCAACGAUUUUGAUAAAAAUUUAGUAUGUUGUAGCCCUUUAAAUUGUGAACAAAAUGGUAGACAUUCUAAUACCAAAUUUAGUCAAAAUCGGUCAGUAGCUCUGUAGGCCUACACAAUGUGUACAGACAGACACACAUACAGACAGACACAUGCACAGACAGACAUCACUUCAAAAACCACUUUUUGGGUUCAGGGGGCCCAAAACAGAUAUUCCACUCAAAACUCAAACUCAAAAAUGUUGACAAAAACAAUACUUUCUCCAUACACUAUGUAUGUAGGGGGAGAAAGUAAAAAAAUGGUUCAUGUUCUUUUAAACUAUAGCUACCAAGCACCUUUCUUCAAUAACAGUGAAUUUACAAGAACUUUUUCAACAAUUAAUUGUUUGUAGGAUUGAAAAACUAAUAAAAAAGUCUUCAUAUAACAUAAAAUCUUUUCUUAAUACAGAAUUUUCUGCUAUUUUGUGAUACAAAAUAUUUGUGU